AUGCCAACUCUUAUACCGCGGGUGUUUCCUCUGUCCAGCCCUGACCCACUUUGUGCGGUCUCGACGAAGCAACGUAGAGCUGUUUUGGAUACCACCAGUUCCACUAGCGAGUCGGCAUUAUUGACGCUUUCGUCUUCCGUUCCAAUUUUGGGACUUCCCCCGCCUGAAGAGUCGUCGGUAAAGUUCACAUUGACAAUUACUGCAGUGGGUGUUACAUCUGCUAAUACAGCGGGAAGUACAAGGAGUACGAGCAGUACAUUGGGAAGUACAGCAAGCCGUACAUCGGGAAGUACAGCGCGCAGUACAUCGGGAAGUACAGAGAGCAGUACAUUGGGAAGUACAGCGAGCAGUACAUCGGGAAGUACAGAGAUCAACCCAAACCAAUUAGUGGAGCAGCACGCAAAACCUUCAAAGAUUAUCCCUAUCGCCGUGGGGAUUGCAGUCCCAGCAGUACUAGGCCUCUUGGUAAUCCUCCUGGUCUAUUGUAGACGACGCAAGCGGCAACUUACGGGGAAUGAUAGUCGUAUUGCCAACCCAUAUACCGAAUCUGUCACACAACCACAACCACCAAAAGCACUGAAAGCACCUCUACCUCCACCUCCUCCCGCUCCUCCUCCUCCUCCCAUAUCGCAACCCCUGGAUCCAUUUGAGACCGCACAAAGAUACAUUUACGUGCUAGAAGGCCAGAUAGAAACAAUGCGACGCGAGGUGGCAGCCUUAGCAACCACGACAAAUGCUGCACCAUCACAGGCCGGCCUAACCACACCAGAACCAUCUACUAUUGGCAAGCCGGAGCGGGUUGAAUCUCUCCCCAAGUACGAACCAGUAUAG
Molecule: messenger RNA, 831 nt
Organism: Psilocybe cubensis
Lineage: Eukaryota; Fungi; Basidiomycota; Agaricomycetes; Agaricales; Agrocybaceae
Exons: 2
Coding region: 1-831 (276 amino acids)
Source: RefSeq, a predicted model, not a curated record